CAGGCUCAGCCCGCCCAGCGCCGCGCUCCGGGGCCCAGCGCGCGGCACACGCAUCCACCCACCCACCCACGCAGCGGCCAUGGGCAAGGACAAGCAGCCCCGCGGCCAGCACAGGCAGGGGGGGCCGGCCGCGGACGCCGCCGGGCCCGACGACAUGGGGCCGAAGACGGGCAAAGGGGCCCCCAAGCAGUGCGGGGAGGAGGAGGCCCGGACGUGCUGCGGCUGCCGGUUCCCGCUGCUGCUCGCGCUGCUGCAGCUGGCGCUGGGCAUCGCCGUGACCGUGGUGGGCUUUCUCAUGGCGAGCAUCAGCUCCUCCCUGCUAGUCAGAGACACUCCAUUUUGGGCUGGGAUCAUUGUCUGCUUAGUGGCCUAUCUUGGUUUGUUUAUGCUUUGUGUCUCAUAUCAAGUUGACGAAAGGACAUGGAUCCAGUUUGCUAUGAAACUGUUGUACUUUCUGCUGAGUGCCGUGGGCCUGACAGUCUGCGUGCUGGCCGUGGCCUUUGCUGCCCACCACUACUCGCAGCUCGCCCGGUUUUCCUGCGGAACGGCUCUCGACGCCUGCCACUGCAAGGUGCCCUCCGAGGAGCCCCUCAGCAGGACCUUUGUGUACAGGGAUGUGACGGACUGCACCAGCAUCACGGGCACUUUCAAACUGUUCUUGCUCAUCCAGAUGAUUCUUAACUUGCUCUGUGGCCUUGUGUGCUUGCUGGCCUGCUUUGUGAUGUGGAAACACAGGUACCAGGUUUUUUACGUGGGGGUCAGAAUGUGCUCCCUCAGGGCUUCUGAAGGUCAGCAGCAAAAGGUCUAACAUUCUUGCUCACGGGUGGGAGACAAAGCAGCCCACUGCCGAGCUGAGGUCAAAAAAGAGAAAGGGAAGGAAGAAAGAAAGAGAGAGGAGGGAAAAAAAA
Lontra canadensis (Northern American river otter) is the source of this 908-nucleotide messenger RNA. It is a transcript of the gene SSPN, whose product is annotated as sarcospan. The record is from RefSeq and is a predicted model, not a curated record. NCBI's taxonomy places the organism in Eukaryota, Metazoa, Chordata, Mammalia, Carnivora, Mustelidae. The transcript is spliced from 3 exons. Gene Ontology annotation, cellular component: sarcolemma; dystrophin-associated glycoprotein complex. Bases 80 to 808 code for a protein of 242 amino acids.